This is a messenger RNA of Hypomesus transpacificus, 3112 nucleotides long. RefSeq names its product rho GDP-dissociation inhibitor 1-like. The coding region runs from base 432 to 1043 and encodes 203 amino acids. Gene Ontology annotation, molecular function: protein binding; Rho GDP-dissociation inhibitor activity. Lineage: Eukaryota; Metazoa; Chordata; Actinopteri; Osmeriformes; Osmeridae. The record is from RefSeq and is a predicted model, not a curated record. Gene Ontology annotation, biological process: Rho protein signal transduction. Gene Ontology annotation, cellular component: cytosol; membrane; cytoplasm. The transcript has 6 exons.
GGGAGGGUAAGAAAGAGUGUCUGACUAGCUCUGUGAUUGAUCUUUUUUUAGACAGAUGAGCUUCUGCUGGUGGUGAUCCCAAUGCUGAUACACAGCCCAUGCUCUUCUGACCUCAAUAAUGUCUAGACCUGAGUUUGUGUGUGUCUAAGAAGGUGUGUGUGUGUGUGUGCGUGCUCAUGUGGGUUAAGAGGAAGUGUGUGUGUCCAAGCGCCUGCCAGCCUAGAGAGCGAGAGAUCUCUGUGUCAUGUGACUGUGUACCAUGACCUCAUUUGCCGGUUGUGUAGCUGACUCUGGCUGUGACGUGGUUUCAGAGAACCGUGCUCUGAUUUUAGGACCCAGACGUAGGUCAUCUCCAGUCUGAUAGGAAAAUCUGUUCCCUCCCCAACAACACCUCUCCUUCAGUCACCCUGAGGACGCAAGGACUUCAAGACAUGGCUGAGGACGACCUGACCCCGGAGCAGCUGGCGGCCAUCGCUGCGGAGAACGAAGUGGGGGAGUCGGUCAACUACAAGCCGCCGGCCCAGAAGACCCUGCAGGAGAUCCAGGAGCUGGACAAGGACGACGAGAGCCUCCGCAAGUACAAGGAGGCUCUGCUCGGAGAGGGGCAUGCCGUGGCCGACCCUGGUGCCCCCAACGUCCAGGUGACCCGGCUGACCCUGGUCUGUGACACCGCCCCAGCGCCACUCACUCUGGACCUGCAAGGGGAUCUAGAGGCCUUUAAGAAGCAGUCCUUUAUCCUGAAGGAAGGGGUGGAGUACAGAAUAAAGAUCAGCUUCAAGGUGAACAAGGAGAUCGUCUCGGGGCUCAAGUAUGUUCAGCAGACCUUCAGGAAAGGAGUGAAAAUCGACAAGUCCGACUACAUGGUGGGCAGCUACGGGCCGCGGCCCGACGAGUACCACUUCCUGACCCCGCUGGAGGAGGCCCCCAAGGGCAUGCUGGCCCGCGGCACCUACAACAUGAAGUCCAAGUUCACCGACGACGACAAGCACGACCACCUCUCCUGGGAGUGGAACCUCAACAUCAAGAAGGACUGGAAGGACUAAAGGGAGACAGAGAGGCCUUUGGGAACCCCCAGCCCCCCCCCCCCUCAUCCCCCCCCUCGUCCCACUCAUUUCACCCCAAGUCUCGUCUGUUCAUCCCCUCUGGUUUCCUUCCAUCCCAUCCCUCGCUGCCCCUCUUGUCCGCUCGACACUCUCGUCUCGGCUCUCUUCCUCCGUUCCUGCGGCAGCGGAAGCAGUCGCAGUCCCCCUCUGUCCGUCCAGCCCUCCAUCUCCCCCCCCCCCCCCCCCCCCCCCCCUCCGCCUUCCACUCACCAGGUGCAGAAGGUUCACCUCGGUUCAGCUGUCACCAGCCGGCCAUCCCAUGGUGCACCCUGUCUCCCUACUCGCUGUGCAGGUCCCAUCUUCCCACCUCUGUCAUGGUUUGUGCUGCUCGAAGAGAUUAAUCUUGUCUCCCCCCCCACACACACACACAUUUUCCUUUACACCCCUCAAAAAUUGUCUUCCUUCCAGUAAGUACAUGUGGAACAGCAACUGUACAAUCGACUUUUGUUAGCCUUUUUUUUAUAUAUAUAUAUAUAUAUAUAUAUGAUUGUGUACUACUAAAUAGUCGUGUAAUCGUGGCUAUAAUUCACACUGCUGUUGACAUGAAUCAGUUUUUAUGGUCAUUAUGUCCUUCUGCCCCACCAUCCCUGAUGGCAGCCCCUCUCUCUUUUAGCAUUCCUUGGUUGUCCUACUAGCCUGCUGCUGCUGUUGUUUUUAAAGUACAUCCUUUACCGAGACCUGCCUUGCGGAUAGUACAGUUGAUCAAAUUAAAGUCUCUCCAUCUCUCUCCCCCCGUAAAUGUAUUCACCCUCUCCUCCUCCAGGAGGACUGGGGCCAAAGUGAACAAGGGAGUUGGGCGGGGGGGGGGGGGGGGGGGGAGAGAAACAAAAACAACAGUUUACCAUGGGGGGGGGAGACCCCCGUACCCCCUUUGCUGCCUUAUACAGAACUAAAAACAAAAAAAACGAAUUCCUGGCUUGUUCUGACUGGAGUAGUUAUUAAGCUUGCAUGCCUCCUAGCUGUGUGCAGAGUAUAUCAAGCAGGGCUGGCCGUUAAGUAGUCUCAACCAAGGGCUAACUACUAGUAGUGGUGUCAACCUCGUUAGCCCUCAACUAGCGUAAACACCCAAAUCUUUAACCUCUGUAGGUUACUUAAACGCUGCUUCCUGUUAUAACCCUCCCUUUCUAGUUACCAACUAGUCACUUUCUGUAAGGAGUCACCAAUGGUAGAAUGAGUCAUCUGCUGAUGAUAUUUACCUCUGGUUCUCGUUUCCUUCACCAAACCCUAGUCAGUAUUGAUUAAACCAUGGCACUUAUAUUUUCCUUAGCCAUGAGGCCUUAUCGCAGAAUUUAAAGUGUAAAAAACACAACAACAAAAAACGCUUCUUUUCAUUUAUUUUGUGUUGCCUUAACGUACUAUACAUGUGUCUGCUGAGGCAGGAAACCUAUGCUCCCCCACUCAUCCAGAUUGGGUUGUGAUCCCCAGCCUGCUACAGGGGGUCACGUGUCAUGGUGUCUAAUAGCAGAGAAGUCACAGGCCUGGUGGAUGACACACCGUCCGCUGCUGGAGACAUUGAUGGUGUUUAGCUACAGUCGAGGUCGGGCAAGAUUCUGUCAGUGGGGGGGGGGGGGGGGGGGGGGGGGGGGGGGGGGGUUCGGACUCAAACCUCGGUGGCCAGCCAUCAACCAACUACACCUCUUAAGGAAAUGGCUAUUUAAUGGCGAUGCAUCCAACAAACUAAAAAGCUAAAGGUCAAGUUUGCACAAUUUGGAGUUGUCGUUCACCAGAAAAGCCGUGAUUGAUCAUGUUUGUGUGCAAACGGGGAGGGGUUCUGAAACCGUGUGAACGGAACUGACCUGACGAGUGAAACUGUACUGUACCAGACAGAGCAAAUGGAUGUAAAAGUGAGUUUCCCAUGUCGUGAAUGAUCUUGAUGCUGUUCCAUACAUUCCUUCACAUUGUACAGUUUCUAUGAAAACGCUGGCAUGCUGGUGGGGUUGUGUAUUUGAUCAUAUGUGAUUGCUCUUCUUGGUCAAUAAAGAUUUUGCUUAACUUGGCCUGAAAUGAAA